Molecule: messenger RNA, 2994 nt
Organism: Spinacia oleracea (spinach)
Lineage: Eukaryota; Viridiplantae; Streptophyta; Magnoliopsida; Caryophyllales; Amaranthaceae
Product: pentatricopeptide repeat-containing protein At4g39952, mitochondrial
Exons: 2
Coding region: 146-2485 (779 amino acids)
Biological process (GO): RNA modification
Molecular function (GO): protein binding; RNA binding
Source: RefSeq, a predicted model, not a curated record
GAACUAGGUCAUUUCGUCACUCAUCAUGAAUCAUGAUCAUGAGUCCAUGAUCUAAUUUGCCCAAAUUAACACAGUCAUCAGGUACAAUAAGACGUGAACAAAGUCAGUGAUUCACUCUCAAAUAGUCGGUAGCAGCUAAACUUCCAUGCUCAAGUUAAACCCCAAUUCCCUAUUUAGGCGAUUCUUCAACUCAUAUCUUCAACCUUCAAUAACUUCCCAAUCAACCAACUACAUAAACCAUCGCCUGAACUCCUUUCUCUCUCAUCACUUCUUGCCCUUGCAAUCUCUCCUCCCAUCUCACGCAAUUAUCAUUGUUUCUGGGAAUUACAACAAUGUGUUCAUUGCAUCAAAGCUCAUCUCUCUCUAUGCUUCUCAUUCAAGACCCGAUUUAUCCACCAACGUCUUUGAUUCAGUUCAUUUCAAAGACCCUUUUCUCUGGAAUUCAAUCAUCAAAUCCCAUUUUUCAAAUGGGGAUUAUCAAAAAGCGCUUGGAUUUUUUCUGGGUAUGCGAUUUUCGAACACCCCACCUAAUAAUUUUACGUUUCCAAUGAUUGUUAGUGUUUGUGCUGAGCUAUUAGCGUUAGAUUAUGGAGUUAUGAUUCAUGGGUUGGCUGUCAAAUUUGGUGUUUUUGGGGGGAAUUCUGCUGCUGGGUCUUCUUUUGUGUAUUUUUAUUCGAAAUGUGGUUGUAUGAAGGAUGCAUAUAGUGUGUUUGAUGAAAUGCCUGUGAGAGACGUGGUUUCUUGGACCGCGCUUAUAAUUGGUUAUUUGCAGAAUGGUGAGAGUUAUAAGGGUUUGGAGUGUCUUUGUGUGAUGCAUAAUAUUGGUGAGGAUGGUGUAAGGCCGAAUUAUCGAACCCUUGAAGGUGGAUUUCAAGCCUGUGGUAAUGUAGGGGCUUUAACAGAAGGGAAAUGCUUACAUAGUUUAGCUAUAAAGAGUGGUUAUGGACUGUGCCAUGAUGUUCAAUCAUCACUUUUGUCCUUGUAUUCGAAAUGGGGAACCCUUGAAGAGUCUUGCCAUUUGUUUUAUGAAGUUGGAAAUAAGGAUCUUAUCUGCUGGACAUCGAUUAUUGCCGCUUAUGCACGACUAGGGUGUGUAAUUGAAUGCCUAUGCUUCUUUAGGCAAAUGCUUGGCACUGGAAUAUAUACUGAUGAAAUCGUGAUUAGCUGUGCGCUUUCAUCCUUAGAUGAUUCAAUUUGGGUCCUUGAAGGGAAGGCAUUUCAUGGAUUGAUAAUGAGGAGAAAUUAUGCGUUCGGUCAAGUUGUCAAUCGGGCCUUGAUGUCAAUGUAUUGUAGGUUUGUAAUGUUACCUAAAGCAGAACAGAUUUUUGAUACACUACAUGAGAGGAAUCCAGAGACAUGGAACUUAAUGGUGUUUGAAUAUGGGAAAGGAGGACUUUGGAUAAAGUGUGUAAGUCUUUUCCGAGAAAUGGUACACCGAAAGGUUGAAUGUGAUUCCAAUAGCAUAAUCUCUGUUAUUUCUUCAUGUUUACAGUUGGGAGCAAUUCAUCUUGGAAAAUCUUUACAUUGCUAUGUCAUUAAAACUCUACUUGAUGAUAAUGUUUCAGUUUCCAAUUCGCUUAUAGAUAUGUAUGGAAAGUGUGGAAAUCUAACUGUUGCAAAGAUCAUCUUCGAAAGGAUACAAAAAGAUACUGUAACAUGGAAUACAUUGAUUUGUGCCUAUGCUUACCAGGGAGAGUUGGGUAAGGCAUUAGCACUAUUUGACCAAAUGAUGUUUGAAGGAUCAAGUCCAAGCACAGCCACAUUGGUCACUGUGUUGUCGGCCUGCUCACGUUUAGCGUCCUUAGAGAAGGGAAAGAAGAUUCACGACUACAUCAGAGAAGUGGGGAUGGAGUUAAAUAUCUCACUUGGAACAGCAUUAGUUGACAUGUAUGGAAAAUGUGGGCAACUUGGAAAGGCAAGGGAUAUCUUUGAUUCCAUGAAUGAAAAGGAUGUAAUUGCUUGGAAUGUGAUGAUCUCUUGUUAUGGCAUUCAUGGAGAAGCGAGAUCUGCAAUUGAGGUUUUUCAACAGAUGGAAAAUUCUAGUGUUAGGCCAAAUGAACUAACCUUUCUUGCUGUUUUGUUAGGAUGUAGUCAUGCGGGGCUUGCUGAAGAGGGAAGAUAUUUCUUUCAUAACAUGCAUGAGUACUCUGUGACACCAACUUUAAAGCACUAUUCUUGCAUAGUUGAUCUUCUUGGGAAAUCAGGGAAUUUGCAGGAAGCUGAAAAUAUAGUUAUGUCAAUGCCAAUUACACCGGAUGGCGGUCUUUGGGGGACCUUGUUAAGUGCUUGUAAAAUUCACAAUGAAGUAGAGAUUGGAUUAAGGAUUUUUAAGCAUGCUAUCAAGGCAGAUCCUGAAAAUGAUGGGUACUAUAUAACCAUAUCGAAUAUAUUGGAUUCCAAUGGAAAAUGGGAGGAAGCAGAGAAGUUUAGGCAACUAAUGAAGAAAAAAGGAGUUAGCAAAAGGUUUGGUUGGAGCUCAUCGUAGAUCACCGGAAAAAUUAGUGCAUUAUGUGGGUAUGCAUUAUCUGCUAGGAAACCAAGGAAUCGUGUACAGGAUGUAUGAAUGAUGUGCUUUGCCUGUCUCGAACUGUCAGACCUCCUGUCUUAGUAGAGACACAUCCAAGCUAGACCAUGUUUGCUAGCUUGUGCCUUGUGAUUGAUGGCCAUGCAAACACAGCUGAGGACAGAAGGAGUACACUUCAAGUUCCAAAAGGUGAUUUGCUGAGUAAUACUUCGUAUUAAUCAUUGUGAAUGUCAGUGCUUAACCAAUCAAAAACAAAUUUCACAAAGCAUGUACCAGUAACUCAAAUAAUUGUUUGAAGUAUGCACUCCAUUGUACGAUAAAGAAUGGCUAAAGACUAAAGAGUGACUUAACAUUCUGAUGAACGUGUUGUACGUUAGACCAAAUAUGACAUUUUUUUAGCCAUACUAAUCUAUAGUACAUCAACUUACGACGUAUUAACUUUCAAUAAAUUGUACUACGCUAUUGUGAUU